This is a messenger RNA of Aedes albopictus (Asian tiger mosquito), 3416 nucleotides long. RefSeq names its product phenoloxidase-activating factor 2. The transcript has 5 exons. Gene Ontology annotation, molecular function: serine-type endopeptidase activity. Gene Ontology annotation, biological process: proteolysis. Bases 2151 to 3371 code for a protein of 406 amino acids. The record is from RefSeq and is a predicted model, not a curated record. Lineage: Eukaryota; Metazoa; Arthropoda; Insecta; Diptera; Culicidae.
GGUCUAGUCGAAGUACCCGAGAGUUUGCUGAGAGCCCCGCCAAAAUGGAGGAGAACGUGCCUCUGGAGCCGACCUACUGAAAGCCUGUAUCCGCAUUAAUCGGGACACAGAAGCACGGCUGUAGCUCUGUUAUAAAUCGGUAAAAUUGGCCAAAUAAUUGACUGAGAGCUCUUUGGUGUAUGUGUAUUAUUUGUGCCAAAUUUCAUAAAAAUCGAUGCAUUACUUUUAACUGUGGAUGAAAAACAAACAGAUGUGGCUUUAAGCAUUUUGUACAAUCAUGACCAAUUUGCAUUCGCAUAAUAGAUUGUUCUUUCACACUGCAGUUCAAAGUUCUGUGAUGAUAAUUAUGAAAUUUCGUCAGCAGUUAUAAUACUUAUAGAUACAUUUUCUUGCAAAAUUUCAUCAACUUUGAUCAAUUGGUUUGAAAGCUACUGGUGUUGAUAGGGGUGAGUGUUAGUGAAAAUUUGUCGUGUAAUUAUAACUUCUGAAUUUCUCUGCUAAUUUUCAUGAAAUUUUCACAGAAGGUAGUUGAUUAUGUGUAUAUAAUGCCUGCAAAAUUUGAUGAUUAUUGGUAUAGUACCUUCAAUAGUACAAUCAAAACAAUAAAGGGUGCUGACUAAUUGCUGUUUUAGGGGCUUAAAUCAUGUUCAGUCCCAAUACAUGUUUCGACUAUAAAAUUGUUGAUAGUGCAUCGAUUUGUUUGAAAUUUUGCCUGUGCAGCAAAUGUAGAUUUAGUGGUUUGUGUUCAAAAUAUUAACCGUUUCCUUUGGCAAAUUCAAAAGUUACAGCGCUGACAAGCAAAGCUAGGGGCUGUACAAAAUUCAAUGGCGCAUAUUCUACUCUUUCAUUACUACAACAAAAAGUACUGCACCGAUUCACAUGAAAUUUUGUAGGUGAAAUGAACACAUCUGAAGAUGUUAUUAGGUCAAAUUUGAGCAAUUUUUAUGAAUCUAUUGCAUAGUUACAACUGUAUUUCUGUGUCCCGAUUAUUGCGUAUACAGACUUUACUACCGAUAACUACGUGGUCUCCCCAACGCUCGCCAACCGUCGUUGUCGCUGGUCCAACCCUCAGUCCGAGGCGAGUUCCCACCCAGCGCUCCCGCCAGUUCUUCAGCAGUUCCCGGCCGGCCCUAUAGGUAUUUAUUACGAACCACAGAACACACACACACUCAUACUCACACUCACCCACACAGACUUGUAAAUGAUAGGACAAUAAAACUGUAAAAUUAUAAAUCACCAGCUUUUUCCAUUACACCCACAUAUCCGAGGUCUGAUUAGCCGACUAGAUUCCACUCCACAGCCGACCUUGAGACCAGAAAGAGGUGCUCCAGAUCGCGCUAGCCGGGAAAAGAGGUUGUUGUAGAACCCGGCCUCACACGACAAGCCGUUGCUCUGCCAAGCUUGCCGAGGUCUUUUGUCCGGUUAGCACGUGUGCUACCCUACCUACCAGUAACAAGACAUCCCAGAACACCGAAAGGAAUCUUCUGAAAGAAAUCCCGGGAGAAACUUCGAGAGAAAUCUCAAAAGAAAUCCCACAAGAACCUUUGAGAAAUAUACCAGCUGGAACUUCUGUAGAAAACCAAGUAGAAACUGUCGGAAAUUUCUUUAAGAAAUUACAGAAGAAACUUCGGAAGAAAUUCCUACAGACAGAUUAGUGAAAACUCCUUAAAACCCUUGGAGGAACUUCAGUAGAAAUCCCAGGAAUAACUCUUUCAAAAGAAAUCCCGAGAGCGAGACUCUAACUGGGAGCAAUACUGCAAAACCUCUACAGAAAUUCUGUAUAAUUCCGAAAGUAAGAAAAAAUACGGAAGAAAAUUUGUAAAAUAAACCCUGUGAGGAAUUUCAAUACAAAUAUGUAUUUGCCCUAUUAUGAGAAUCCCGGAAUGAAUGAAAUUGUUUCUGAACUGAUUUAAAAUAUCAGUUUAGAAAUAAUUCACAGUCAAAAUACCUAUACAUUUUACUAUUCUCCUGAAAGAAGAAAGUAUUGUCUCUGUCAACCGAUCAACUGAAAGCGGAUCUCGCAAUCAAGGCGAUAGAAGGGAGCCCCGACAACAUAAGAGAUUAUGGGAAACCCCCAUGAUUUUUCGCGUAUAGGUAUCACUUUCAACUGUUCUGGUGAAAAUAAUCUCACUUCAGUUCGUGAGUGAUCGAUGACCGAAGGGGACGAUCUAGGUACGAGAGACACAAGAGCACUCCACGCGUACAAGGAAACUAUGAAGUCUACGACUGCAAUUUUAACAUUGGGAGUUGUGCUGAUAACGCAGUGGAAUUCUUUUGUUUCCUGUCAGGAAGCAUCCUCGGAGGAGGACGUCUUGGAAGUUUUAAAAAAAUUUAGUAAAUGUCCCAAUGGUUAUUGUGUCCCAAUACAUCUAUGCAAUAACGGCAUCAUCAACACAUACGGUGAAACCAUCCUCAAACCAAGAUUCAAUGAUUAUGAGAACGUGAAGACUAUAGAGCUUGAACGAGGGAACCGUACUUGCGAAUUUGCAGCUACAUGUUGCGCCUGGAAAAUCGUUCCUCGGUAUGGUCCAAGCGAACCGAACGAGCUUCCUCCGGCCAAAUGUGGCAUCAACCGACCUAAUGGAUACGUCGUAAACGUUAACAACAGCGCCAUAGCUCAAUUUGGAGAGUUUCCGUGGAUGGCGGCCCUUUUGAAGCGUGUCCAGCUUCUGGGGAAUGAGAAGGUCGAAUAUUUCUGCGGCGGUUCCCUGAUUCAUCCGCAGGUGAUUCUGACAGCGGCGCACUGCGUCCAGCAUGUUGCACGGGACACGUUGGUAGUUCGAUUGGGAGAAUGGGACACGGUCAACGAGAAUGAACCGGUCAAACAUCAACAAUAUGGCGUACAAAAAAUCAUUAUCCACGAAAACUACGUGGCAAAAAGGUUCCACAACGAUAUAGCUUUGUUGAUCAUGCAGGAGGAAGCCGAUUUGAAAGUGAACGUCAAUACAAUUUGCCUGCCUUCGAUAAACGACAUCUUCGAUAACCAGCGCUGUCUGGCUUCCGGUUGGGGUAGAGAAAAUUUCGAUCCCAAAGGACAGUACUCCGAGGUGAUGAAAAGGGUGGAACUGCCAGUUGUACCCCAUAAACGAUGUCAGUCAUUGUUCAGGAAUACCAAGAUGGGACCGUACUUUCAGCUGCAUCCGACUUUCAUGUGCGGCGGAGGUGAGGAGGGAGUAGAUACCUGCUACGGCGAUGGAGGAUCUCCGUUGGCAUGUAAACUGGGCAAUCGGUUCGUUCAGGCGGGAAUCGUUUCGUGGGGAUUGGGUUGUGGCGUUAAAGAUGAUCCGGCGGCAUACGUCAAAGUGUCGGUCUUUAUCGACUGGAUUAAGAAUAAGUUGCGAGGAGAAGAAAUAAAUAUUGAUGAUGAUUAGUUAGGGGAAUUCAUGUAUUUUCGACAGUUUUGUUCUAUUCGUCGU